AUUUCACUUCUGUUGUAUUUAUGCCAGCAUUGGAGUUGUUUUUCUUGGGCAUGGCUGAGAGUAUCCUGAACACUCCUGACUUGAAGGAUCUAGAAGAAGAAGAACUGUGGGAUCUUAUCGACGAUAAUCGCCAUGCCAUCUCUCUCGGCGUCCGUCCCUGUGUUCUCAUCCCUUACCUGCGCCAGGCACGAGUCCUCACAAACCUGGAUGAGGAUGAGAUUUUUACCAGUACCCGUUUCACCAACCGCUGCAUGAGGACCAGUCAUAUGCUUGACAUGUUACGUGUACAGGGUCGUAAUGGAGCAAUGGCUCUGCUCGAAAGUCUGAUGAUUCAUUACCCAACUCUCUACACACAGAUCACUGGUCGCGAGCCCAGCAUUGAGCCUUCAGGCUUCAGUGGCCUGAUAAAUUACACUGAGCUGACAGAGUACCUAGUUAGUGCGGUGAGCAGUAUGCAGGCAGAGCUACAAGUGGCACGGCAAGAGACUUUGCGGCUGCAAGCUCGAUGCUGUGAGCUGGAGGGGAAACUUAAACAGGUCCAACAAAAUAACGAAGAGUUCAGCCAGAUGCAACAAGAGCAUGGACAACUGCGCAGUCACCUAGAUGGUUUAAACAGGGAACUGCUCAAACUGAAGGAUGAGAAAUGUGAUCUUUAUAUCAGAUAUACUUCAGUUCUUGAGGAGAAGUCUGCAACCAUCAUACGCAACAGAGACCUGCAACUGGAGAUUUACCAGCUGCAGUGUGAGUUGAGGAAGGCACAGAAAGAGACAGAUUUUCAGAGCCGGCGUUCCUUAAAGAAUCCCAGUGACACACAAAAGCUCAAAGAUGAACUCAAAGCUGUACGCACAAAGCUACUGGAGACUGAGAUAUUCUCUCCGGUACAGCAGGAUAUCCUUGAGAAUGAUUUAAAGGAGACAGAGACGAGGCGUUCAGAACUUGCUGAGGAUGUCACUAAACUAAGUGAGGAGAAUGAACGACUCCAGCAAGAGAAAGAGGAGCUCAUAGAAGAGAAGGACUAUUUAGCCCUGGAAGUGGAGAAGUUGACUGUGGACUGUGAGAUGUACAAGCACAGGAGCACACUGUUCCAGAGUCAGCUAGAAGAGGUGCAGGCAGAGAGAGAUAAGGCAUAUUUGUCCCGUGAUGAGGCCCAGGUUCAGAUCGCACGGAGUCUUGCAGAGAAGGACAUGCUCAGAGGCCAACUAAUGGAGCUACAGGAGAAGGUUUUCACCAUGAAAGCCUGUAGCAGGGAAAGAGAAAGAAGAGAAAAAUCCAGGGACAGGAAGAUCAGUUGUGAGAGCAGCGAGGACCCUCCUUCCAGCCCCACACACAGAAAACGGCUGUGUCGCUUGAAAGCAAUCCUUCCUGAGUCUUUCAGCUCAUUUGAGCUCAAUGAUGAAGUAAUCAACAGUAUCAAUUCCAAUCAAGUGGAGCCCCCCUGUUCUGAAUCUCUUCGUAGACGAGAGUUACACUUUCCAGAUGUGACACACUCCAGAAGUGACAUGGAAGACAUUUACAGCAGUCAGGAGCUGACCGAUGACUCUUUUGAUUAUGUUGUCAUUCCUACAGGAAAUAAUUUGAACGAGUCAAAAUCUACCACAUCACUUCACAAGAGAAUCCCUACUGACAGUGUCUCAAGAGCAUCAGCUCCUCCCUUCCUAAUGCGCUCCAGACCUCAGGCCCUGCGUGUCACUGGUCGCGCACUCACCGUGGUUUUUCAAGGAGAAAUGCUAUUGAACCAACUACAGGUCAUUGGGGGUAAUAAGACCGGUGUGUUCGUGCAUCAUGUGACCGAAGGAUCAUCUGCUCAUACCAGUGGCAUCAGCUCUGGAACUCAGAUACUUCAGCUGAAGUAUGAGCAGGAGCAGAGAACUGUACAAAUGGUUCUGGAAGACACCACUAUGGAGGAGGCCCUGUGGGCCCUGGGGCAGGUCCAGGGACUUUGCCACAUUUCACUGAGACCCAGCCAAGAUGCCUAUGAGAAUCUUCUACAGCAGCUAAAAAAUGGAGAAGUGAUGUCGGGUGAUUCCUUCUAUGUCCGUGUUAAUAUGACGUUGUCGGGCGAUGUAGCAGGAACUCUGCCGGUCAAGUGUAACGACAUCGUCCAUGUUACAAAAACUCACCUUUCCAAUGGUGGUUUCUGGUGGGCCAGUCAUGUGCACCCUUCUCACCUGGAAGACCUUCAGAGUGGGGCUCUACCCAACUAUUACAGGUAA
Messenger RNA from Pimephales promelas (fathead minnow), 2213 nucleotides. NCBI's taxonomy places the organism in Eukaryota, Metazoa, Chordata, Actinopteri, Cypriniformes, Leuciscidae. The record is from RefSeq and is a predicted model, not a curated record.